AUGCACCAGAACACCGUUCUGCAACGUGCAUACAAGUUCAUAAAGUUCUCAUUGUAUUCCCACGUCCAACACCGCUACCUCAGACCCAUUUCCACACCUGCACCACUACCUCAGACCCACUUCCACACCCUGCACCCCAACCUCAGACCCACUUCCACACCUGCACCCCUAACUCAGACCCACUUCCACACCUGCACCCCUACCUCAGACCCACUUCCACACCCUGCACCCCUACCUCAGACCCACUUCCACACCCUGCACCCCUACCUCAGACCCACUUCCACACCCUGCACCCCUACCUCAGACCCACUUCCACACCCUGCACCCCUACCUCAGACCCACUUCCACACCUGCACCCCUACCUCAGACCCACUUCCACACCUGCACCCCUACCUCAGACCCACUUCCACACCUGCACCCCUACCUCAGACCCACUUCCACACCUGCACCCCUACCUCAGUCCCACUUCCACACCCUGCACCCCUACCUCAGACCCACUUCCACACCCUGAACCCCUCCUCCAGCCCACCUCCCACCCCUGCACCCCUACCUCAGACCCACUUCCACACCCUGCACCCCUACCUCAGACCCACUUCCACACCCUGCACCCCUACCUCAGACCCACUUCCACACCUGCACCCCUACCUCAGACCCACUUCCACACCCUGCACCCCUACCUCAGACCCACUUCCACACCCUGCACCCCUACUUCAGACCCACUUCCACACCCUGCCCCUACCUCAGACCCACUUCUACACCCCUGCACCCCUAUUUAGAUCCACUUCCACACCUGCACCCCUACCUCAGACCCACUUCCACACCUGCACCCCUACCUCAGACCCACUUCCAUACCUGCACCCCUACCUCAGACCCACUUCUACACCCCGCACCCCUAUUUAG
Messenger RNA from Rattus rattus (black rat), 900 nucleotides. Its product is annotated as extensin-like. The record is from RefSeq and is a predicted model, not a curated record. The transcript is spliced from 2 exons. Lineage: Eukaryota; Metazoa; Chordata; Mammalia; Rodentia; Muridae. The coding region runs from base 1 to 900 and encodes 299 amino acids.